CGGAAAGCGGCGGGUUCGGUUUUUCAUCCCCCCCAAGAGAAGGAGCGGGGGGGGAAGGGUGUGUGGUGAGUGUGGAAGAUCCAGAAAAGAAGUACACUGGAUGGGAACAUCUUGGCAGUGGGGGCUUUGGAGCUGUUUAUAAGGCCUUCGACACUGCCACAGGACAAGCGGUGGCUGUAAAGGAACUUUAUCUCCAGCACCAGGGCUGUGAGGGAGUAUUAAAAGAAAUCCUGCUCAUGAGAGAAAAUAAGAACGCCAAUAUUGUCAGCUACUUAGAAAGCUACCUUGUGGAUGAGGCUGUCCUGCUGGUGUUGGAAUAUAUGGAUGGAGGCUCCUUAGCUGAUGUGGUCACCGUGAGAAGGAUGGCUGUAGGACACAUAGCAACAGUGUGUCGGGAGUGCCUGCAAGGCCUGGCUUUCCUUCAUGCCAAGCAGGUGAUCCACAGAGACAUCAAAAGUGACAACAUCCUUCUGGGCCUGGAUGGCUCCGUCAAGCUGGCUGAUUUUGGCCUCUGUGCUGUGCUCAGCCCUGAGCACAGGAAACGGAGGUCGAUGGUCGGGACCACUUACUGGAUGGCACCCGAGGUGGUGAGAAGAGAGCCUUACGGCCCCAAAGUGGACACCUGGUCCCUUGGGAUUGUGGGAAUAGAAAUGGCCACAGGAGAGGCUCCUUAUAUGCAGGAGACCAGUGUCAAGGCCAGCUACCUGAUAGGCAAGCAAGGGGUUCCAAAUCUGCACCAGCUCAGGCUACCCCCUGGCUUGUAUGAAUUUCUGGGCUGCUGCCUGCAGAUGGAUGUGGACAGGCGAGGCUCUGCCAAGGAACUUCUGCAGGUACAAGGCAAAGCGGCUGCGGGCCAAACAGCUGUUCCUUGCCAGGGUUUGCUCCUUGGCCAAACUCCAGGGAAUCAGAUGGGCCCCCCACAGAGUAAUCUCCACUCUGGGUGCUUUUCAAAUGAAAACCAAGUAGGAUCUUGACUGCUUGAGGUUAGAAGGGCCCAGUGAAGGUCAUCUAGCCCAGAACUCCAGCCACUGGCAAGGACAUCUUCAAGUAGAUCAGGUUGUUCAGAGGGCCAACCAAGCGGAGCUUGAAUGUUGCUGGGUUGGGGCUCCUCCCAGCUCUCUGGGCAGCCUGUGCCAGUGUUCCAGCACUCUCCUCACAAACAGUUUCUUCCUCAGAGCCAAUCUGAAUUGAGUGUCUUUUAGCUUAAAGCCGUUCCCCCUUGUCCUCUUGCAAUUAGUCCUGCUAAAAGAAAUGUCCCCAACUUUCCUAGAAGUCCCUGAAAAUAUUGAAAAGUCUCCUUGGGGCUUGCUCUUCUCCAGGAUAAACAGGCACAAGGCUCCCAGCCCUUCCUCAGAGGAGAGCUCCCACCUUCUGGUCAUUUCUGUGUCCCUCUUUUGCUCUCAGGUGCUGUAUUCAGGUUUGCCUGGUAGCAAAGGAACUGAAGUAUUGCAAUGCUGGGGAUGGGGCUUGAGGAACACAAUGAAAGCAGUCCCUGCCAAGCGGUUUUAGAUUGGUCUGUGGGAAUGGGGGAGCUGGGGUGGAGCUCACUGUGAGCAUCCGAGAGCACCCAGCUUGUCCCGCCUGGCCCACCCUUGGAGGUUUCUGCCAGCCAAACAGGCACAGCUGUGCAGGAUUUGUGCCAGCCCCAUGUGCUGCCUUGCCCCAUCAAGUAGAUGAGAAUGGCUGUGGCUUUGCUGCCAGGUUUGGUGGCAGACAAGGAGCUGGUGACCAGGCCACUUCCUUGGCUGUGCCUGCUGUGAAGGAAGAUGCCAGCCAGCACAGGAGGGAGUGGGGUGUGCUGAGGCAGACACUGCUCUUCCUGCAAACCAGAGCUGAGCACAUCUGCACCCUGAUGCUUGUGUCCUUGCUCCUGGCUUGCUGCUGAAAACCUGCAUGUCCAGCUUUCCUGAGAUCAACAUGUGGGAUCAACAUUUUUCAGAGCUCUUGGGAGUCUCUUGAGGAAUGCCUUAUACCCCACAUCUCUCUUGGACACUCAAAGAGCCCAUGUCUGUAGAAAAGAGGAGCUUGAAUAAGUCUGUUGACUUUCCUGAAAGGAAUAAAUCCUUAGGACAGCAAGCAGCAAUCCCACAGUGAUAG
Molecule: messenger RNA, 2097 nt
Organism: Passer domesticus (house sparrow)
Lineage: Eukaryota; Metazoa; Chordata; Aves; Passeriformes; Passeridae
Product: serine/threonine-protein kinase PAK 1-like
Exons: 8
Coding region: 237-974 (245 amino acids)
Biological process (GO): intracellular signal transduction; protein phosphorylation; regulation of MAPK cascade
Cellular component (GO): cytoplasm
Molecular function (GO): ATP binding; protein serine/threonine kinase activity
Source: RefSeq, a predicted model, not a curated record